ACAAGUGGGUCUUAUUUCCCUGCAGGAAUUUGGAGAACAUCCGAAUAUCAUCAAGCUGCUUAAUGUCAUCCGAGCUCAGAAUGACAGGGAUAUUUACCUGGUUUUCGAAUCUAUGGAGACAGAUUUACAUGCUGUGAUCAAGAAAGGGAAUUUGCUGAAAGAUAUCCACAAGUGUUACAUCCUCUACCAACUUCUGAAGGCCACCAAAUUUAUCCACUCAGGGAAUGUCAUUCACCGGGACCAGAAGCCCUCAAAUAUCCUGCUGGAUGCAGACUGCUUUGUUAAGCUUUGCGAUUUUGGACUGGCUCGCUCCCUGUGUCAGAUCCAUGAGGACCAAGGCAGCCCUGCACUGACAGAGUAUGUGGCAACACGCUGGUACCGAGCCCCUGAGAUCCUGCUUUCCUCUCAUAG
Molecule: messenger RNA, 411 nt
Organism: Terrapene triunguis (Three-toed box turtle)
Lineage: Eukaryota; Metazoa; Chordata; Testudines; Emydidae
Product: mitogen-activated protein kinase 15-like
Exons: 3
Biological process (GO): protein phosphorylation; intracellular signal transduction
Cellular component (GO): cytoplasm; nucleus
Molecular function (GO): protein serine/threonine kinase activity; ATP binding
Source: RefSeq, a predicted model, not a curated record